AUGGCCUACUUCGAGUUCCUCCCUAUUCACCGUAACAACAACAAUGGGGUUUCCAAUUCCAUCUCCAUGCCGAAAUCCCUCAAAGAGAAGGAGCAGCAAGAGCUCGUCGACCUCGCCGACGUCAAGCUCGGCCACGAGUACGAGCUCGUCGUCAUCGACCUCGUCGACGUCAAGCUCGGCCACGAGUACGAGCUCGUCGUCACCACUUACACUGUAGUACGCAUCAUAUAUGCCCACUCCCCCGCAGAUCACACAGCGACCCUGGAACGAUCCGUAGUUGCACUCAUCGCAAACUCACACCAACGUGCAAGGGCGCACAUUGGAGUCGCAAAUCACACAUUUGCCAUUGCAUUUCUCGCAGAGUUGCCUAAUGGCGAUGCCCGGCUGCUUCUUGCACAUGAUUAA
Messenger RNA from Linum tenue, 405 nucleotides. The record is from the annotation of a GenBank genome assembly. NCBI's taxonomy places the organism in Eukaryota, Viridiplantae, Streptophyta, Magnoliopsida, Malpighiales, Linaceae.